AUGGAAUCGAAAAACGAUGAAGUUAUUAGAUUAUUGUGUAGUCAUAUGAAAUUAGAAAGAGAUAAGGGUGUGAUUGAAUUAGAAAAAACACUUCCGAAUCAAAAUAUUAUAGACAGACGUGAAUUUCAAAAAAUAAUAAUAAAAUUAUUAACGGAUACGGAAAAUUCGUGGGAAAACAAACAUGGCUCACUUUUGGGUGCAAAAUCAUUAAUACCUUAUUUAAAUAUUGACGAUGAUAUUGAUUGUAAUUUUAUUUUUGCCAUUAAACAAAUAACACAAAAACUUUUGACGCAUGUUGAAAUUAGAGUUAGAUUAGCCGCCGGUGAAGUUUUAGGUUGUUUAUGUAAAAAAGUUGGAGUAGAAAUUUAUCAAGAGACUAAAGAUACAAUAUUAAGGUUGAUACAAAGUAAUUUGGAAAGAACCAUACCUGAAGAUGAUUCGUCUAAAUUGGAACAAUUCGAAACUGGUAAAUUGAUUGAGAAAUUAGUCGGAGGUUCCGGGCCUGAAAGGAGAGGUACAGAUGUUGCUCAAAUAUUUCAAGAUUCUACUGGAUGGCAAAAUUUAGAAACUAGUCUCAAAGCAUUUCAAUUCAUGGUCGAGGGUUGCGGUGCUCAUUUUCAACCGUUUAUGGAUGAGGAAUUGUUUUUGUUGAUUUUCAAAACAUUGUGCCAUACAAAUCGAUUUGUUAGAGAAACUGGUUAUUAUGUUUGUUCUAGUCUUGUCAGUUGUGGAGUUGCAAAUGAAGAUUCGGAAAUGAUUGAAAAUUUGUCUUCGUUAGAUGCAUUCGGAAGUGAAUUUUAUUAUGCUACCGAUGAAUUGUGUAAAUAUUUGGGAAAAGGUUUAGCAGACAAUUGGUCUCAAGUAAGACUAUCUGCUUCUGUAGCUACUAGAAAUUUUUUAUUACCACUACCCAAUAAUGAAUCAAGGCAAUUAUUUUAUCCCAUACUAUUACCUAGAAUGUGUUUAAAUCGAUAUUAUGCCGCUGAUGGUGUGAGAAAUUAUAGUCAGGAAACAUGGAGGAGAGUUACGGGGACUGCUGGUAAAGAACUAGUCGAACAAUAUAUAGAAGCAACUCUCUCCGAUAAUCAUGCAGUUAGGGAGGCAGCCUGUGCUUGCAUAGCCGAAUUGGCUUCGAAGAUAUCCAAAGAACAUGUCAGGCCAUAUGUUAAUGAAUUGCUCAACACUUUAGUUAUUUGCUUUCAGGAUAAUAGUUGGCCUGUGCGAGAUGCUGCUUGUUUAGCUUGUGGAAAUUUUAUAUUAUGUUUUCCAAAUGAGUCGAAGCCAAUCAUGAAAUCAUUAUAUCCGUUAUUUUAUAGAAAUUUAUCUGAUUCGAUUCCUUCUGUGAGACAAGGUGCUGCUUCUUCAUUAGCAAGUGUUGUUCGUGCUUUCGGAUCUACAUCAUUGGAAAAUAUUUUGUCGCACAUACGACAAAGUUUAGAGAAUGUAAAAAAACAAGAAACAGAAUGUGAAAAUUAUUUAGAUGGUGAAAAAGAAAGUGGAAAAUUAGAUUUGGUUAAAAAAUUAAGGAAAAGUGAAACGACUUUGUAUUCGAACAAAUCGGUUUAUGGAUCUAAAUUGGGAAGAGGUAUUUGGUGUGAGAGUACUUACAAUAGAGAAACUCAACCUUGGGAAGCUGCUGACGGUUGCGUUUAUUUAAUCGGUGAGUUAACGCACAUAAAAGAAAUACAAAACGAUGUGAUAACAGUUAUGGCAUUGCUCAAAGAAGCUGGCAGAUACCGCCAUUACACUCAUCACGUCGUUUUCUUAGAGACAAUCUGUAAACAAAUACCAAUAUUUGCUAAAAAUCUUGGGAAAAAAAUUUUUAAAAAUAUAGCAGAAGAUUUUUUCGAUAUAAUUUUUUACUCAUUGGGCUGUGAAAAUGCUCUUACUUCCAGUGCUGCGAGUCAGUGUCUCAGUUACAUGGCAACAUUUUUAGGACCGAACAUUCUACGUGGAAAAGUUCAAAAUUUCAAUCCGAAUUUAAUAAAAUAUUUAGAAUCUGUCAUACAUUUAGCACCGUAUUAA
Messenger RNA from Pediculus humanus corporis (human body louse), 2025 nucleotides. RefSeq lists its product as uncharacterized. The transcript is spliced from 8 exons. The record is from RefSeq and is a predicted model, not a curated record. NCBI's taxonomy places the organism in Eukaryota, Metazoa, Arthropoda, Insecta, Psocodea, Pediculidae. Bases 1 to 2025 code for a protein of 674 amino acids. Gene Ontology annotation, cellular component: nucleus; cytoplasm. Gene Ontology annotation, molecular function: molecular adaptor activity.